This is a messenger RNA of Pocillopora damicornis (cauliflower coral), 1678 nucleotides long. RefSeq lists its product as uncharacterized. NCBI's taxonomy places the organism in Eukaryota, Metazoa, Cnidaria, Anthozoa, Scleractinia, Pocilloporidae. The record is from RefSeq and is a predicted model, not a curated record.
AUGCGCUUUCCGAGAAUCUAUCUUUCCGUUGUGCAUCCAAUAGAAGGCGAAAGCAGUGGAGAUGGAAUCUUGGAUUAUGUUUUUGUGCGAGAUACCCACGGAGAAAAGAUGCGUUUUUUCAUCAGUAUGUUGUGCGCUACAGUUCUGCAUACCUUUGUUGAAUACGAGAAGUGUGAUGCCAGCUCUUCUGCCACUAGUCAAGAAUGCUUCCUUGUACACCAUAUGACCUGCGCUUGGGAAGUUGGAGAUGGGAAGAUCGUUAAUCUAGCGCCAUUGAUAUAUUCGAGUACCGAAAGGAUCGAAAGGGGCUUCGUUGUAAAUGGUACACCUCAUGGAAAAUAUGAUCAGUACUAUUCGUACGCCUAUAAUCCAUGCAGAUGGAUCAGUUUAGCCGGUGACUGUGAUCGGGAUAAAGAAACAGCAAUAUGUAGGUGGACUCCAAACAACGAUAAUCCUGACAAUUAUUGGUCAAUUGGAAAUCAAAUACCAAACUGUACCAAAGAGAGCAAUGGUAUUCGACUAACCUACAACGCAGGGGGAAGGGAUCUUGAAGGUCGAAUAUCCAUUGUCCACUUUAAGUGCGAUCGGACCAAAGAAGACAUCAAAGAUGCAACCUUGAAAGUAAUCAAUGAAGACGAUUGGGAAUUUGAGCUAGAUCACUUGUGCAGUUGUGGGAAUGCUUGUGUUUUGGGAUCAUCUCUCAUCCCAGCAGCGAAGGAACAUCCGUACAUUAUUGUGGAAAUUGUGGUUCCAACCGCUGGGAUGAUUGCGCUGGUGGUCCCAGCAGGGCUUUUUCUAUGGUGGAAAAAGAGGUGGAACAGGAGGAGGAACAACAACAACGCCCAAGGAAAUGGUGAGAGGCAACCACUGCACCAAGACGGCCCAGGCCAGGACGGUCCCCAUAUAAUCUGCAAUAUACCCUAUGGCUCAAACUUGGAAGCGAGGCCGGCACCCGUUGCUUCAUCACAGAGCAAAAUCGACAACCUCAGAGGCUUAACUAUUGGAGUGCCUAGUAUCUCAAGGACCCUUUGAGAUACCUUCCUCCAAAAAGAUAUUUAUUGGUUACUUUAUUCGGCAAAAAAAAAAUUUAAACAUUGACCUUGUUAACGCCUAAAACAAUUUUGUAUCUUACGUUCGUGAUCUUUUAGCUGUAAACAGACAUCAUUUAAUAGGGGGAAGGGGUCUUGUCAGUAAUUUAGUAAUUUGUCGUUAAUUUUGUUAUUCUUAACUGUUCAACACUACAUGUGUCAACUAAUAUUGACGCUGAUUAUGAAUGUAUGCUCAAUCUUAAGAACAUCGAACACAAUAUUAGUGUUGUUAUAAUAGUAGUUAGAUUAUGGAUUUUUAGUAUUGAAAAGGUGUUAACAUUGAAAAUAGCUUUGGUAUUGCUUGUCAAGUUGGAUUUGUUGUAUUUUUCGUAUUAUAGGUAAUUUUUGUAUUGUAAAUAACGUCUGAAUUGUAAUUAAUUUGUAUUUUGCUGACUGAGCAGUGCCUAAGAAAAGUCUUACUGAUAAUCUUUUACUAUUUUUGUGUAGCUCAUCAUCCAUCAAAUAUUUUUCCCUCGCACGCGAUUGCUCGGAACGCGAUAAACAAGGUUAAUUCAGGGUGGAAAAGUGUUAUGCUCUUGCUGCAGGAGAAGAAUGACCAUUAAUAAAGUCAUAGUGCAGAACACCGAAAA